Messenger RNA from Dreissena polymorpha, 1663 nucleotides. RefSeq lists its product as uncharacterized. The transcript has 10 exons. The record is from RefSeq and is a predicted model, not a curated record. The coding region runs from base 1 to 1602 and encodes 533 amino acids. NCBI's taxonomy places the organism in Eukaryota, Metazoa, Mollusca, Bivalvia, Myida, Dreissenidae.
AUGACAAGCGCCCCACAUACAUAUGAGCUUCACGAAAACGCCGAUCCUGCAAUUGCUCUGUUUGACGUAACAGCCACAUGUGACAUCACCUGGACAUGUGGGUCCUACACGUGCUCAGAUUCCGUGUCAUGCGACAACUGUUGGGUAGAAAAUACCGACAAUCUAUUCUAUGUUAGCGGUAUGACAGUAUACAAGAAGGAAUGUCUGAAGAAACUCUGUAAUACAUGCAGUAUUACUGACUUCUGUGCAACCGGUAACACCGAGUAUACCUAUACAGUUUACUGUGAUAAAAGAAACACGUGGAUCGAUCGCCCAGGCUUUACUACUGGUACAGCCAGCGGAACUCACAAACUCAAGUUUAAGGCUGAUAUCGAUCCGCCAUUUAUGUUUAAUGACAAUUUCAAAAACUCUAUCACGGUCGGCAGCAGCAUUGAAGGGGACGGGCAGAAGGUGAAUCAAAUAAUAUCAAACCCAAAGAAUGAAGCCAAUGACCACGACACUAUUAAAUUCUAUAUUAACGAUGGUUACCGUGCAUAUUGGCUUACUGUGGAAGAAAAUACAGGUUACGUGAAGGUCUCCUCUCCGUUAACAACCGAGACAAAUCAAAUAUUUAGAACAGAAAUGUGUGCAGAAAAUAGACGAGGACUCAAGGCUUAUUUCACUAGCCUCACUAACGAGCCUUUCGACACCAUUCUUCAUGAGAACACAGACGCCAAACGCUACAUCUGGAACGUCACCGCUACAUGUGACAUCACGCACACGUGCCAUGCUGAGUUCACGUGCUCCGAAACACACGCAUGCGAUUCUUGCACGGUUUAUGACUCGGUGGAAUUACUUGGAAUCGACGGGUUUCGGGUUUACAAGCGCGAGUGCAACGACAAGUUCUGCCACAAAUGCGGUAUCCACCAACACUGCGUCAACGCAGGAGAAGACUACGAUUACAUAGUCUCGUGCAAGAAGCUUCAUAUUGGCGGAUACACUGAUUUCACGUCGGGGACAGCAGUUCUCAAAAGAAAUUUGUCGUUUAAAUCGGACAUAAUACCACCGUUUAAUUAUUCUGAGGGCUACAACGUUACAGUUUUCAAAAAUGACUCGACGCCCGGCAAGAUCAUCAACAAAAUCAUCUCUAACCCGAUCGAUGAAACGGAUGACAACGAUAGGAUUUUCUACUACCAUAAAUCUGGUCCAAGACAAUCUUGGAUUCACUGGAACAUCCUGUUUGAACUCGACAUUAACACUGGAUACGUGAAGCUAAUAGAGGACCUCGCCUUUGAGUUUUCAUACACAUUUGAGAUGGAGUUGUGUGUUCGAAACAGACGAAACUUUACGAACUGCGGACUCUUUGGAAUUGUGCUUUGGUCCUGCUACCAAACACCGAACUGUACAAAUCAGACGAUUCCGAAUCUGUGGGAUACACAUGGGAUAACACAUCACAAUCCGAAUAACUCAUUGUUCAAAAUGAUAUACGAAGAGCCAAAUAACCAUUUCCCAAAUUUCAGAAACAACUGGGCUAAGUUGACAUGGUAUCUGGACAACGGAGGAUUUAAGGAAGCAACCAUUAACCCUUAUACAGGUAAUAUGCUUUUUUCGGACUAUGUAUAAACAAUCUCAUCUAUAAUAAACGUUUUAAGCGGUUAUGACAAGUAAUUUUAAAAAAAUGUUU